Molecule: messenger RNA, 929 nt
Organism: Heterobasidion irregulare TC 32-1
Lineage: Eukaryota; Fungi; Basidiomycota; Agaricomycetes; Russulales; Bondarzewiaceae
Exons: 4
Coding region: 1-876 (291 amino acids)
Molecular function (GO): oxidoreductase activity
Source: RefSeq, a predicted model, not a curated record
AUGGCCUUCAAGACUUUUGCGGUCGCGGGAGCCGGGAACAUCGGUGUUUUCCUCGCGGAGGAGCUUUUGAAGCAGAAGGCGGCUGGGAACGCUGAGGAGGUGCUGGUGCUGGGACGUCUGGGGAGCAACAACGGGGCGCUCGCGAAGCUCGCGAAGGACGGGGCGAAGGUCGUGCUCGUCGAUUUUGCGAACACGGCGAAGGUCGCGGCGGCGCUGGAAGGCAUCGACGUCGUGCUUUCUGCGAUCACGUUCAGCGCGAUCGCCGAGGCGCAGGUGCCUCUCGCGGAGGCGGCGAAGCAGGCCGGCGUGAAGCUCUUCCUGCCGUCCGAGUACGGAGAGAAGACGGACACGCUGGAGGGCGGGAUACUGCUCCCGAAGAAGCUGUUUCAGGAUAAGCUGAGGGCGCUGGGGCUGCCGUUCGCGCUCGUCUACAACGGCCCGUUCCCAGAUUUCGUCCUGACGCCGUUCAUCGGGGUGGAUUUCGAACAUGGGAAGGCGGCUGCUGGGGGGGAUGGCAGCAAUCCUGUGUCUUGGACGGCGCGUCGCGACGUCGGGGCAUAUGUGGCAUACGUCCUGACACAUUUACCCGCCGAACGCCUCAAUUGGCGAAUUUUCAGGAUCGAGGGCGAUCGCCAGUCCUUCAAUGAAGUGUUCGCGGCCUACGAGGCUCGGACUGGGAAGAAGCUGCAAAUCACUUACCGAUCCGUCGAGGAGCUGGAGGCGGCUCUUAAAGUGAACCCGUAUGAUUUCGGGACGGUGCUGCAGCUGGGCUGGGCGAGGGGCGAGGGGAUCGUGGGGGAGAAGGGCGAGCUCACGAAUGCGGAGUUUCCGGGCUGGAAGCCCAAGAAGGCUAUCGAUGCCAUUCUUGGGAAUUAGAGACAUCGUCGUCUGUCUGUAUCAGCGUGGUUGUGAACUGUGAUAUUUCAUGU